Molecule: messenger RNA, 201 nt
Organism: Peronospora matthiolae
Lineage: Eukaryota; Oomycota; Peronosporomycetes; Peronosporales; Peronosporaceae
Source: the annotation of a GenBank genome assembly
AUGAUCGUUGUGCGGAACUUCCGUCCAUGCUCGAACAAGACGAUGUACGAGACGACAGAAGCACUGGAAGGUCGCAGUGCCAAAACGCGUGUAGAUGAACAUGAUAACAUGAAGAAGCACCUCUUCGUUGCCGGUGGGACCAAGUGGACCCCCGUCAUUGUGUGUCAACUCGGGCUGCUUUUUAUGCCAUCGAUGGUGUAG